AUGUCACCCAAGCCAACCAUAGUCAUCGUGCCUGGCGCAUGGCAGUUCACCAGCGUCUUCGUCCCGUUCGCGGACCUCCUCAGGGGCCAGGGAUUCACCACGGAGAUCGUCGACAUGCCCAGUGUCGGCGGGACGGAGCUGCCACUCACAGGCCUGGACGAGGAUAUCAAGGCCGUGCGCGACGUGGUCCAGCCGCUGGUCGAGGCCGGGAAGGAGAUUGUACUGCUUACCCACUCGGCUGGUGGCGUGAGCGGCAGCGGUGCGGUGAAGGGUCUAGACGUCAAGACUCGCAAGGAAGCCGGCCUGGCUGGGGGCGUGGCCCGGGUCAUUUUCAUGGCAGCGUUCAUGGUGCCUAAGGGUAGCAGCUUGCUGGAGAUGCUGGGUGGGAAGCCGGCGCCUUGGAUGAUCGUGGAGGGCGACCGCGUGACCGGCGACCCGGAAGUGGUGCCGCAGCUCGGCCUCAGUGACCUUCCCCCAGAGGAGCGCGAGAGAUGGUGCAAGGAGAUGACCUACACCUCUGCUGCCCUCUUCGCCGGCACCAGCCAGUAUGAGCCUUGGAAGGACGGAGUCCCGUGUGCUUACAUCUACACAGAGGAUGACGGCGCCCUGCCGUAUCCGCUUCAGCAGCAGAUGGCGGCCCAGCUCGACCCCGAGGCGCCCAAGAUCCUUAUCAAGGCUAACCACUGCCCCUACUUGAGCGUGCCGAAAGAGUUAUUGGCCGCUGUUGAGACAAUCGUGGCUGCUUAA
This is a messenger RNA of Diaporthe amygdali, 747 nucleotides long. RefSeq names its product lpha beta-hydrolase. The record is from RefSeq and is a predicted model, not a curated record. NCBI's taxonomy places the organism in Eukaryota, Fungi, Ascomycota, Sordariomycetes, Diaporthales, Diaporthaceae. Bases 1 to 747 code for a protein of 248 amino acids. The transcript is spliced from 2 exons.